Vanessa atalanta (red admiral) is the source of this 3361-nucleotide messenger RNA. Its product is annotated as condensin-2 complex subunit H2-like. The coding region runs from base 55 to 1746 and encodes 563 amino acids. Gene Ontology annotation, molecular function: chromatin binding. The record is from RefSeq and is a predicted model, not a curated record. Gene Ontology annotation, biological process: meiotic chromosome condensation; mitotic sister chromatid separation. The transcript is spliced from 10 exons. Gene Ontology annotation, cellular component: nucleus; condensin complex. NCBI's taxonomy places the organism in Eukaryota, Metazoa, Arthropoda, Insecta, Lepidoptera, Nymphalidae.
CGAAUAUUCUUUAUAAUAAGGAAUAUGGAUUGUUUCCCCCGAAAACAUAAAUAAAUGGCCACCGUUUUUAUUACGUUUUUCCUAAUCACACAACUUUAUGUUUGUAAGAUGGACGCCGACUGCAGGGAAAGACGAAGAAAUAUAUCUCAACGAAGGAAUCGGUGGAGCAUGAAUUCACAAAGAUUGGAAGAAAUUGUGGCGGAGCUGAUGAGACCCAUCAGCGACGUCCGCCGAAGUUUCGACACGGACCUAAGCGCGUUGUUGGAGGAGUACCUGACGGAGGCGGGCCUCCAUGCUCUGGAUGCAGAGGAGAGAGAGGUGGAGAAUGCCACUAUUCCAAACUUUGCAGAGCUAGCAUUGUUGCUGCAGCAAUCUGCCAGCAUCUACAGUAGGAAGGUUGACUUCCUUUACCAACAUGUACUAAAUGUCAGCGAAUCAUUACAUAAUAGUACUCAAGAAGCGACUGCGAGCACGAGCACGGACGAGCCCCAGACGCCGUCGAGCGGCCGGCGGCGCCGCCGGGCGUCCGCGGCCGGCGAGUUCGUGCGCGUGGAGCUGGAGGCCAGCGCGGCGGCGCGGCGCGAGGCGGCCGUGCCGCGCCCGCCGCCCACGCUGCCGCGCAUGUACGUGGAGCUGGAGCCGCGCGUGCUGGCCGACUGCGACGUGCCGCUGCGCGACUACGCCGGGGAGCCCAUCGGCCUGCUCGGCGACUUCCACGUCACCUGGCGAUUGCAGGAUGGACUCCUGGUGGAAGAGUUAGCGGGUGGAGGAGUGAGUGACUCAUCGCUGAGAGCCUUGCCGCUCACAGAGCUGCAGGCAGCUAUAGAGGCGGCGGCUCCGCCCUCGCCCCCUCCUUGCUUCUCGCCGCCUAGCUCACCGGUGCCGCUGCCUGCCACCUCGUCCCCGACACCACCCAGCUCCUCGCCGGUGCUCCUCUCUGCUCCCGCUACCCCUCCGCCAGAGAAGAGGGAGAGAAAGAGAAGAAACGACGGCAAUGUCGAAGACAUGGAGGGUGCUGUUAAACUACUAAUGAACAAAAGACUGCGGCGCAGAUUUCAAUGCGUGGAGGAGUUCAGUAUCCCGGAGGAGUGGGUGAGCCGCGUCGUGCGCGCGCGCAAGGCCGCCGUGCUGCACGCGCGCCGCGCGCUCGCCGAGCCGCCAGCCGCCGCGCUGGAUUUCCGUGGAUUCGAUAUCUCUGCCUCGGUAGACGUCGGAGGCUUCGUCGGGUGGAGCACGUCGGAGGCGGUACAAGCGGCGCUGGCGGCGGAGGCGACGGCGGCGGCGCGGCGCCCGGACGACAGCGACGACGACGGGUUCUUCGAGCAGAGCUCGCUGGGCGACUCCGACACGUCGCGCAACGACGACUGCGGCGCGCCCACAGCCACGGCGCUCGCGGCGCUGCCCGGCACGGCGGAGUGGUCGUCGUGGCGGGAGCGCGUGGUGGCGCGCGCGGCGGCGACGGAGGCGCGCGGCGUGGACGUGCAGCGCUCGGCCGCCGCGCUGCUGGUGGCGGCGCAGGCGCUGCCGCCCUGCAGUCCCUUCUCGACGUUGCUCGAGCGGACGGCCGAAGACGCGGGAGACGUGUCCAAGCUGUUCCUCGCCACGCUGUUCCUGGCGAACGCCGGCAACGUGCAAAUAGUUCAAGGGCCGGCCUUGACGUUGAACACCUUCUCGGUUCGGCUCGUAUCGACGGACGAGCGCCUGUACCGCACCGUGGCCGCAGCCGACGAGCAGUUCUUACGGUAAAGGCAGCAGGAGACUUCAUACUGUGUACAUGAUCACGAAACUUGAACUAUAAUGUGAUGGAGGUACUCUUAUUUGGUGCUGGUUUUAUUGACAAAGAUUUAUUGUGCGUUAUGGAAUUGCUCUAGUAAUAAACGGUGCGCUAUGCGAGUUAACAUAUCAAUGAACUGAAGAAGCUAAGCUGGCUGUGAGCGCGGUGGAUGUUAUUUAAAAAAAAAAAGAUUUAAAUAUAUAAUAUAUAGAGUGUAAAUAGUUAUACCAGUGUCAAUAUUGUAUAGACAACACAGCGUCAUUGCCCAAUACAUGUGUACAUGUUUGUAGAUUACAUGUAACAUUUGUUGUGUUCCACCUCAGAAUCUAAAACUUUACGCUUAUGGAGGUGAAAUUUAUAUGCAUGUAUUAUAUUUUAUGCUUUACACAGAUAUCUAAGUUUCUUUACUUUUAGUGUAAAUACAAAUGAAAUAACCCUUUACGUGUUCAGGUAAUAAUGUCUGCGUUCAUCGAAUUUUUAUUUUAUAUGAUAAUUUUAAAUUAUAAUAUAAUUCAAAUUGUAUUGUGGUCAUGUCAUACUUGAUAUUUAUUAUAAAUGCAGCUGUAUGUAUAAUGUAUAUAAAGGAAAUAGUAUGUUGGCAUAUCGUAUCGUACCCUUAUGUGUUGUAACUGUUGCUAAUGUAGUUGUCCAUUUGAAUUUAUUCAAUCACUGUUCUCUGUAGAAUCUGUCUAAUAUUUAAAAUAUACAAUCACAAAUAUUUAACUACUAAGGUAUUUUUCAGUGCAGAUAAUAUUCUCUCAUAUACAAUUAAAGCAUUUUGUAGUGACUUUCAUAUGAAGAUAUGGAGGUGACAAUUUAUAGCUAAAUAUUAUAUGAUUAAUGUACAUUUAUAUUAAAUAUAUUACACCACCAACAGACCCCACUACUGGUACCACUGGACGCAGCUUGUAACAACCAAAUACCAAAAACAUUAAUUAUACGCUCAAUUGCUGUAAGAGUGUAGAGAUAAGUUGUAAGUAUUAUCAAUGUGUCUGUGUGUGUGUGUGUGUGUGUAUCGUCGGAGGCAGGGUACUCUUAUAGACCUAAUUGGGUUGACAGCUCCCUUCAGUGCACUCUGUUUUAUUUAUUAAACGAAAGAUCUUUAAACUUCUUUACCUAAUCUUUAGAGUAUUUACUAUAUCGUAACUUAAAUAUUUUAUAAAUAAUACCGUCCCUUUUGACAAUUAUUAGAAUAAGAAAAAUGUAUUUUUUUAAAUAUAAAAAAUAUAUUUGCGGACUUAAUGACUUCUAACAAUAACUAUUAAUAGUAAAAUAAGGACUAAAUUUAUAAAAUUUUAGCACACUAAUAUCUUUCUGAACAAAUAUUGUUUUCAAAAUGUAUUAUGUAAUUCAUUAUUUAUACAUAUAUAAUUACAUUAACAGUGUUGUGAUACUGUUGAUUCGUAAGAUCUGAAUUAAAGUACAUAUAAAUUGUGCCUUCGAUAUUUCGGACACGGAGUGCACUGAAUAAUGUAAUUUGUAAAAUAAAUAAUGUAAGAGGACGGCUAUGAGCUGGUUGCGAGCACAAUGAGUGUAAAUAAAGCAAGGACAGACUCGUGGGAGUGGCCAAAAUAUAAAUAAUAUUGU